This is a messenger RNA of Bradysia coprophila, 2777 nucleotides long. It is a transcript of the gene hdly, whose product is annotated as hadley. Lineage: Eukaryota; Metazoa; Arthropoda; Insecta; Diptera; Sciaridae. The record is from RefSeq and is a predicted model, not a curated record.
UACACAGAUGUAAUCGCCGAGUAAUACACAAUACACCAACUAACCGAUAUGAAUGUUAAAGUUUUUAAAACCGAUGUAAACUAAAAACUAGUAAGAGUAGAUAUAUAUAAAAGUUGUACGGUUUCAAUCUACUCGUCGUCGCUGUGUGUCGUUCGAAGAAAAAAAAAAUUGAAAGAGAAGUUUUACAAUAUAAACAUCAUCGCUAACAGUUAACGAAUUUGAGUAUCUUAGGAAAGACGUGUGUGUUUAAGCCAGAUUUUUUUUGGUGCUCCUCGUGUUCGGUAGCAUACAUUUAUUAGUCGAUCGAUCGAUCGAGUUUAAAUUAAAUUGAACGAGAGUCGGAAAUUUAUUGUGAACUAAAAUAAAAAAAGGUGGAUUUUACGUUGAAAAGGCUUGCAAAGGUUUUUUUUUUAUUGUUGUUACUGGUUUAUUCAGUUCAUCGAAGAUUCGGUAUAAUCGAUGCUAAUUUCAGUCACGAUUAAAAUUUUAAUUCGUGUUUUUGCUUUGUGAACGAUUUAUAUAGUCAGAAUAUUACAUGAACAUUUUAACUGAACAAAACGUCUUUCCGAUCAUCUGAUAAGUCCAUUCUGUUUUAAACGUUUAAUCAAUUAAUUUAGUGAUUUAUCAAAAUAAAAGAACGUCCGUCGUCGUCACAAUUUAUUGACCGAACGAUUCGAAGUGAUUUAUUGUGAUUUUAAACCACAUAAUUUGCAAAUUUUAUUUUUAAAUAUUUUUUUUUGUGGCCUAUCCAUUGGAUGAUGACUCGGUGACUGUUAUGAAUUUGAUCCGUGAUUGAAAUAAGAACGCACAACCAGGAAAAAGAAUUAAAAACAACACAAAAAACGAAACAAAAAAAAAACACCACAGAAAAUGACAGCCUCAACCGCUACUAUCAUCACAACAAAUCGUUGCCAUCCUAUUUUUAGAAAUAAUUUCAUUUUAUUUGUAAAUUUUAUUUUAUUCUGUACUGUUCCUUUGAUUUCCUGCAAAAAUGAUGGGAAAGGAAACGGUGUGGACGCAUCAGGCGAACUCCGGAAACAGUUGAUUUCAUCUCAUAACAUUGAACAUUCAAAUAGCGAAUGGAAAUCAGAAAAGGCUGAAAAUGAAGAACUCCAUCCGCAACUGUUCGCCGCCUAUCACGAAUCGUACAUAACAAAAGCAGCAGCUAAAGAUUUUCGGAAAAAAAUCCGUUCACAUAAAAAACCAAUAACAGAACAAGACUACAAUGAUUUACUCCAAGAAAUCGUACUGAAGCCGAUAGAUAAACCGAAAAAUGAUAUUUACGAAAAGAAAUAUUUCGAUUAUUUGCCGGCUGAAGAUGAAAUUGAUUUUGAUGCUGAUGACGACAGCAAUGAUUACCGAUUUGGUUUUGAUGGGACUACAAAUGACGGCGAUGAUUUGACUGGAUAUGAUGAGUUGUCUGAUGAGGAAAAUGAGAAUUUAUCGGAAACGAUGAUUCAUAAGAAUCGGUAUAAAAGGGACAUCAAAGACGAUAGUGAACGGUUGAUACAGAAUGAAAAGAGACACGCUGUUUGGGAUCAAGGCCACCAUCAAACGGCACCGCUAACCUUUUACAUCUCACGGGAACGACAGCAGCCGAUAAAUCCUUUUAUAUUUGGUACAGCCGUAUAUAACGACCUGAAUCCGAAUAAUCCAUGGAAUAAUAGAUUUUACGGUAGUCCUCAUUUAAAUAAUUUUUAUUUGCCUGUUGCUCCGCCACCGUCAGCUGGAUACGCUUAUCCGAGACCGGUCAUACCUUUUUCAAUUAGCAUUGUACCUGGUCCAUAUCAUAAUAUUCCCGAUCCGCCGCAAAAUCCACAAGCCACCGAGGAACCAGCUGCACCAUCCACCGAUAGUCCAGUGAGUUUGGAUAAUCGAUUCGGUGAACCAGUUUGGGACGUCGAUGAUGUACCGCAAGUUAAUCAGAAUAGCAUUUCGAAUAUUGGCAAAGACAAUUCAGUACAACCACCAACGAAACGUCCUUCACCUCCUUUAAUACACAACAGUGAUCAAGAACGCGAUAUACCCAGACCUGAACGUCCUCAACGUCCUCAAAGUACUCAAGGAACUAAUCAGCAAGGAACGCCACCUGCAACGACUAGACGUCCACAGCCAAGCCUGAUUCACAACAGUGACUCACAAAAUGCAUUGGACCUUGCACGACCGUCGCGUAUUCCAACUUUAGGAUCGAAUCGACAAGACACUCUACUAUUUUUGUAAUCAACCAAUGUUACAGCGAAAUGGAUCAACAUAAUUAUUUUCGUAGUCGCUAAUUUGUUUAGAAUGUUAAAAGAUCAUAUCAGUUUAACGAGAUGGGUUAUUGGUACAUAUCAUUUGUCUAACUUUUAAUUUGUCUAACUUUUAUUACUGAGAAAGAAACUCUAUCUAAUCACCAUAGCUCUGGAGAUACUAGCACGAUCGUAGAAAUCAUUGGCUUUUGUCGGGGUUUCGAUUAAAUUCCGCUUCGGCUUGGUUUGAUUGUAUUUAUGUGCAAUUUUAGAUUGGCUACAUUUCGAGAGUCUACGUGCGUACCAGAAUGUCAAGAGCUAUGACAUUUCCCAUUUUUUAAUAAAAUUGAGACUACGAAAAUCGAAAAAUCAAUUAACUUUGAGUUGUCAUAAAUUGCAACUAAAACUAGGAAAUUUAAACGAAUAAACGCUCUAACGUGUUAGUUCUCUAAUAGUUCUUGAUCAUGAUGUACACAUUGUAUAAUAAACGAAUGGUCAGCGAUGCGACUACAAAGCCCAAACACACGGUUUAGAGAACGUUUUGUUUUC